Messenger RNA from Syngnathoides biaculeatus (alligator pipefish), 6885 nucleotides. It is a transcript of the gene acsl3b, whose product is annotated as acyl-CoA synthetase long chain family member 3b. Gene Ontology annotation, cellular component: endoplasmic reticulum; plasma membrane; lipid droplet. The record is from RefSeq and is a predicted model, not a curated record. Lineage: Eukaryota; Metazoa; Chordata; Actinopteri; Syngnathiformes; Syngnathidae. Gene Ontology annotation, biological process: long-chain fatty acid metabolic process; neuron differentiation; long-chain fatty-acyl-CoA metabolic process. The transcript is spliced from 15 exons. Bases 337 to 2472 code for a protein of 711 amino acids. Gene Ontology annotation, molecular function: long-chain fatty acid-CoA ligase activity.
CCUCCAAUCACGGGCCGCGAACCGCUACCACGUCACUCAGCCGCUUCCGGGCUGGUAACGCUCCUCUGCCAGACCCUAAAAUGUGCCAAUUUUAUACGGGUUUUAAUCAAAUCCUGAAAUAUUGACUUGAAGCCAGACACGGCGUCGACAUAAUGUCGGAACAUCGCACUGAAGGAUAGCAGGACCUGACUCAAUCUGAGAAGCGCAGGCGUAGCAGAUGAGGUCGGGUUGACUCAUUUGCAGAAAGCAACCACAACCCCCGAUUUUCAGCCACAUCUGCAGGACUUAUUUUUUGCCGACACCUCCUUCUCCUCUGUGUGACUUUUUCCUCUUAAGAUGAAGUUAAAGGAGGACAUCAACCCCCUACUCCUGCAGGUGUUCCGCUCUGUGGUCUGGGUCUACUCAGUGAUCACCUUCAUACCCUGGUACUUCCUCUCCGGGGCCAGCAACAACUUGGAACGGGCACGGCGCAUCAAAGCGCGCUCAGUUAGCGGACACCCAGGCGGGCCGUACAGGGCUAUCAACAGCCAACACGAGCUGGUGGCGUGGCUGCACCCAGGUGUGGACACGCUGGAUAAAGUGUUCGAAUAUGCAGUCAAGCGGUUUCCCCAGAGGGACUGUCUGGGCACCAGGGAGGUGCUAAGUGAGGAGGACGAGCUUCAACCCAAUGGGAAGAUCUUCAAGAAGGUCAUUCUCGGGAACUACAACUGGCUGUCGUACGAUGAGACCUACCAGGCGGCCAGGACAUUCGGAAGUGGUCUGGCGGUUCUCGGCCAGAAGCCUCAAUGCAACAUCGCCAUCUUUUGCGAGACCAGAGCAGAGUGGAUUGUGGCAGCGCAAGCCUGCUUCAUGUACAAUUUCCCACUUGUUACACUGUACGCCACUCUUGGACCCUUAGCCAUUACCCACGGUCUGAACGAGACUGAGGUCACGCACAUCAUUACCAGUAAAGACCUGCUGCAAAGUCGUCUCAAGGCGAUAUUGUGCGAUGUUCCAAGGCUGCAGUACGUCAUCGUAGUCGACAAGAAGCUGUCGAGCUGGCAGGACAUCCCUAGAGGCGUCACGAUACACAGCAUGGAUGCCGUGAAAGAGAUGGGAUCCAGGCCUGAAAACUUAGCGACAGACCGCAGAAAGCCACAGUCGUCGGACAUCGCAGUCAUUAUGUACACCAGCGGCUCCACGGGCAUUCCCAAGGGUGUCAUGAUCUCCCAUGGCAACAUCAUUGCCGGCAUCACUGGGAUGGCAGAGCGAAUACCCAACCUCAACGAAACGGACACCUACAUUGGCUACCUGCCGCUGGCCCACGUUUUAGAGCUCAGUGCUGAGCUGGUGUGCAUCUCUCACGGCUGCCGCAUCGGCUAUUCCUCCCCGCAGACUCUUGCGGACCAGUCCACCAAAAUAAAAAAGGGCAGUAAAGGGGACACGAGCAUGUUGAGACCUACACUCAUGGCCGCCGUACCGGAAAUAAUGGACCGUAUUUAUAAAAAUGUGAUGACAAAAGUAGAGGGCAUGAGCAAAUUGCAGAAGACACUUUUUGUGCUUGCGUACAACUACAAGAUGGAGCAGAUUUCCAAAGGCUACAGCACGCCCCUCUGUGACAGUCUGGUGUUCAAGCGGGUCCGGGCGCUGCUGGGUGGCAACACACGGGUGCUGCUCUCAGGCGGAGCUCCGCUGUCGGCCGCCACACAGCGCUUCAUGAACAUCUGCCUGUGCUGCCCCGUGGGGCAGGGCUACGGACUGACGGAGACUUGUGGAGCCGGCACCAUCAGUGAGGUAUGGGACUACAGCACCGGACGGGUUGGCGCACCGCUUGUUUGCUCAGAAAUUACGCUAAAGGACUGGGAAGAGGGUGGAUACUACAGCACGGACAAGCCAAACCCUCGUGGGGAAAUCUUGAUUGGCGGGCCCAACGUCACGAUGGGUUACUACAAAAACGAAGAAAAAAACAGAGAGGACUUUUUUGUGGACGGGAAAGGCCAGCGAUGGUUCUGCACCGGAGACAUUGGAGAGUUUCACGCUGACGGAUGCCUCAAAAUCAUCGACCGCAAAAAGGACCUGGUAAAACUACAGGCUGGAGAGUACGUCUCCCUGGGAAAAGUGGAGGCCGUUCUGAAGAACUGUCCACUCAUAGACAAUAUCUGUGCCUAUGCCAACAGUGACCAAUCGUACGUGAUCAGCUUCGUGGUGCCUAACCAGAAACUGCUGACGGCACUAGCGGAGCAGUUCCAGGUGCGGGGUACGUGGGAGGAGAUUUGUAACAACCCCCAGAUGGAGAAGGAAGUACUCCGCAUCCUCACAGAGGCCGCUGUCUCAUCAAAACUAGAGCGGUUCGAGAUCCCCAAAAAAGUCCGGCUGUGCGCAGAACCCUGGACACCAGAGACUGGCCUGGUUACGGAUGCAUUCAAACUGAAACGCAAAGAGCUCAAAACGCACUACCAAGAAGAUAUUGAGAGGAUGUACGGAGGGAAAUGACAAAUGCAUGAGCGCACGUAACUAAUACACAAGUGGCUUCGACGCCCCCCCAAAAAGAGAGAGGAGGUGAUGAUACAGUACGUUAUAAGUUUGAUCCUCACACAAGACAGACCCCCGGCCUUGAUCAACACACAGGAAAAAAAAAAAACAGCCUGAUUGUCCCUGCUAUCUUCUACACAACCAUUGAGUCUCACUCCCAAGCAGCUCUUAGCGAUGCGCUUCGCCCUCUGAGUUGCUGUGGCAACCAAGGCCAGGCGCUGACUUCUGCACAAAGAAACAACAGCAGCAAAAGUUUUGGAUAUAUAUGGUUCAGCGUCAGCCGCUCUCUAUUCUUGGUCCUCCUUAGGGCGCCCGCUGGCACAGCUCGGCCAAAAUAAACUUUAAGGGCAAAUAUGGUCAGUAUCGUCUAUCAACAGUUAAGUUAGAAUCACCAAUCGUGGGUGAAAACGCAAAACGUCAGGGUUUCCCAACCUUACUUGAGCCAAUCCACAUAUUUUAUAUUUGUAAAACACCACCUCCACCAAACGAGAAUGAUAAACAAAAAGUGUGAUUUUAUUUGGUCCAUCAUAUUUUCACAAAGCAAAAGAAAAUUUCAAUUCAGUGGAAGUAAAUAGUUGCAUUUCAGUUGACAAAUAUAAGUGUGGCAGUGAAUAAGUUAAUUUUGUUGCUCCAUUUGUGCUCACGACAGUGUCUUCACAUUUUUUUACCCACUUUUUGUGAUGUUAUUACUCAGAGGUCUGCCUGUAUUUUUAUUAUAUUUUACAUUUUUGUAAAAUAUGUGCAUUUGCUCAAAAGGUUGGGAAAACAUUACACCUGCUUCACAAUUGUAUGAAAUAAGCAGUUUGUUUUAGGGUUAGUAUAAAGAAUUUCAGGGUUGUCAAUGGAAUGAUUCUGAUCUUUUUUUUUUAAGUUUACUGAUAGUCCAAAUUUUUAUGCCCUUUUGUUGCUUGUCUUUUUUCUUUAUGGCAAAUGUGUUGCUAAGCCAUGAGCGAAAAGGUCAGAUGUUUUAUGUAUUCAUUGGAGGGUUUUAUUCUUUUGACUUGUAUUUUUAUUCACUAUUUUCUGUGGUGGCGUUUUGUAUGUUUCCUUCCCCAAAUGCGUCAGAGAUGACUGAACAAAUUUUUAUACUCGUUCCAAAGUUUGUUUACUCGAGUACGUGUUUACCGGUUUGACAACGGCCUUCUUGUCUACUCAGCGUCCACUUUGCUCUCGCGUCUUUGUAGUGAUGUUUUUGUACCUGUGUGCUGCUAGUUUGAUUCCACUCCAAUAUGAGAAACCCCCUGUAGACAGUUCAGGGAACUGUACGGAGUAACGAUGCUCCUCUCUUCAUAACACGCCUUGUCAGAUAGCAGCUAACAGUACUUUAUCGUCCUCUCUCGCCGUGAUGCGCACUUGACUGGUUGCGACUGACUAACAUCUUCAUCAUAAUGCGCCUCGUCAGGUUGCAGCCAAUUUGAUAUGAUUUGUCGUCACGCCAUGAUGCGGCUGAUCGGGUUGCAGCUAACUUAAUAUUUUGUGUUCCUCUCGUCAUGAUGCAACUAACCUAUAUUAACGUUUUUCUUGUGAUGCGCCGUGCAAGCUUACGAUAUGAAAACACCUUGUGGGGUUGAUGUUUGAUCACUAUGUUAGAUUCCUCUUGUCAGGACAUGACUACCGUAAUUCUCGGCCUACAGAGCGCAGCAAGUUACCAGCCUCACCGAGUACAUUUGUGAAGGAAAUACCAUUUGGUACAUACAUACGCCGUAGCUGUGUAAAAGCCGCAAGUGCCCACAUUGUAACACGAGAUAUUUAUAAAGAAAGACUGUACACAGAGUUUAACGCAAGUGCUGAUGCUAGCACCGUGGUAAUGCCAACAGGGCCAGUUAAAAUUCAACUUACCAGUAAAUAUCACUGAGACACGCCAGUAACACAGCAGCAACACGCUAGCGCUAGCAGGGCCGGUAAAAAUCACUUCCUCGGCACAUAUAUUCCACUUGUUUCAUUCUUACCUUUUCCCGCUCGAGUGUCCCCUGACGGCCCUUAGAAAAAAAAUGCACAAAUAAGCUGCAUCACUACAUAGUUGAAAGCGUGUGAAAAAGUUGCGGCUCAUAGGCCGGAAAUUACGGUAACUUUCCAUUCUUGUCAUCAUGAUGUUCCCUGUCGGGAUGUGGUCAACUUAAAGGUUAUCGCCCUCGUAAUGAUGGGCCCUCGUCGGAUAGGGGCAAACUUACUGCGUCAUGUUCCUCUCGUCAUUAUGCACCUUGUUGCGUUGUGGGUAACUUAUGUUAUGACGUAAGCUUAUAAGUUAGUCUUUAUAAUGGGACACAAUGUCACAUUUCAAGUUGACGAAUAUAAGUAUCCAUGUCACGUUGCGGGAAACUUGGCAUGAAACCAUCAAAAUCUUUGAUUCGUAGUUACCAAUAAAGCCACAUUAAAUGCGAUAAAACCGGUAAUACCUUGUAGCGCACGUGUUCUAUGGAUGUCUCCAAGGGAAUGUACUGUAUGUAUUUGCCUCUCCUUUGUUGCCUCACUUUUUUUUUCUUUAUUUAUACAAUGUUUAUACUCCCUCCUCAGGCAUUUUUUUAAAACUUGUGAAUAUAAAUAAUACAAAUGAUUGUGCAAUAUUUAUAUGCAAAUAUUAGUCUGAAUUACAUAGGAAGAUUUCAAAUUAAGAGAAAAGACAGCAUCCCAUCCAUUGAACUUUUUCAAAAGGCAGUUCUCAGUCGUUUGAAUAGAAUUCCAGCGGUACGACAUGGGAAACCGGAAAAGUAAGGGGAGGAUGGUAGAGAGACACUGAAAAGCACGUGUAGGUGCGUCAGUGUACUUAGCUUGUAUUUGAAGACUUGAAGGGAUGGGCAUGAUAAUCGUGAAUGAAUCGUAAAUUGAAUUAUCGAUUAAUCCUUUCGUGACUCUUCAGACAGCAUUAUUUUGCGUGAUAUUGACAUGGAAACGAAUGAAUUUGAUGCUCAUCCCCAGUUGAAAGUCAAAAUCGUCAUUGUAGAAACUGCAUGUGCACAACUGUACCAAACCGCAUAGAGUACGACGAGUGAUACCAAAUGAGCGUCGUGAGGAAUGAAUACACUCCUGUAGAAAGCCGCUUAAGCUAUCAAUUGAAAUCUGGCUUUGUUCUUACCAGUAUGACAAUUCUGCACACGAUUGACUUUACAACAUUACGGGUAAAGGUUUUACUACCAGCCUUUACUACUAAUCUUUUUUUCCACUACCCUAUGACAAUUUUGGACCUCUGUGACAUACUAGUCGGAAAAUGAUGUUACUAGUGAUGCAAAACAGUGCACUAGUUCAUGCACUACUGUUUUUCCUGGUAACAUCAUCCUACUACCAUAAGGUGUUCAACUAGUGAGGCUACAAGUACGGGGAGCUAAAGCUGGAUAUCAAGGAUAGUGGAUACAUGCUCAAAUGGCUUCCCAUACAGUCCUAUAUAUUACUGAAAUAAUCUAGUGUGGUGUGUUUUUUUUUUUUGUUUUAAUCAGACUACAAGUAUCAAUUAUUGAAAAUUCAUGAUACUGUAAGUGCAUUGUAUAUAUAGAAAAACAGUUCUGAAAAAUGCAUAUUUAAAUCCAUGUACAUUAUUGCUUUACUGUAGUUGUGUGGUGAUAUUUUUUCUGUAUGGCAUCAAUUCCAGGAAUGUUUUCGUUCUCUUCCUUCCCCCACCUUAAAUCUAUUAAGUUCACUGACGGAAUGAAAUUUUUAGGACACUGGAAUGCAAAUUUUGCUUGUAUCUUCUUGUUGCCUUCUGACACGGCAGUUUGUCUUCAGGGCGCCUACGAAUGUGGCAUCACAAAUCCGGUACCCCUCUUCCCCCCCUCCCAUGAAGUCAUGUAGCAGUUGAAUGUCACCUAUAUUGUAAAGCAAGAGGAAAGGGGGGUUGUUCUCCAGUUUGUUUUAAAUGUGUUUUCUUUGUAAAUACAGUAUAGUAAACUCCUGCUGCUGUCCUGAAUCACGGAAAACAGUAAUUGACUCCCCCAUUCUUUUUAUGAGGUAAACCAUAAAUAUACUAAAAGCUAUGGUGCGAAAAGGCAAUAUUCAUUCAUUCAGUUCAAAUUCAUUAUUUUAAAGUCACCGCACAAAUUACCCUUAAACAAUAAUUAUUUUGUUUUGGAAAAAAUGCACAUCCAGCAGAGGCUCUCCGAAAAUAUCUCUGGCUAAACUUCACUCCACCCUGGCAUACAAAGCUUGUCUCAAAAUGAAGAGGAACUGGCACACUCCGAAAAGCAAUAGUAAUUACCUAUAGAUGCCACAAGAUGGGGGCAAAUGAAUUUUGGUCUAAAUGAAGCUCCUCAACUAACUAUGAAUCUUUUCUGUGACAACAAGAUGCCGCCAGAUGGGAGAUAUGCAAUUGUUUCUUUGAAUAGGGUCAUUUUGCAGUCAAUUUAUAAACGUUGAACAACAAAGGUGUGGGGAUUCACCAAUUCC